This is a messenger RNA of Paramecium sonneborni, 214 nucleotides long. The record is from the annotation of a GenBank genome assembly. Lineage: Eukaryota; Ciliophora; Oligohymenophorea; Peniculida; Parameciidae.
AAUGAUUUGGCCUACUGGUUAAGAUUAUAAAGGAGAAUUUUUAUUAGAUAAAUUAGAUGGAUAAGGAUAAAUGACUUAUCCAGAUGGAAGGGUAUUUAUAAGGUAUUGGAGAUCAAGCAGAUAAAAUGGCGAUGGUGCAAUCUAUAAAAAGGGUAAACUUUAUAAAUAAGGAGUUUGGAAUAUGGGUAAUAUGAUAAAAGAGAUUAAAUUAUGA